Marasmius oreades (fairy-ring Marasmius) is the source of this 1931-nucleotide messenger RNA. RefSeq lists its product as uncharacterized. The record is from RefSeq and is a predicted model, not a curated record. The transcript is spliced from 9 exons. Gene Ontology annotation, molecular function: monooxygenase activity; oxidoreductase activity, acting on paired donors, with incorporation or reduction of molecular oxygen; iron ion binding. NCBI's taxonomy places the organism in Eukaryota, Fungi, Basidiomycota, Agaricomycetes, Agaricales, Marasmiaceae. Bases 179 to 1861 code for a protein of 560 amino acids.
AACAUUUCCAUCAAUCACACUACUUCCACCUAUCGCGCCCAAUCUCAGCCUCCCAUACAUCUAUACUUCAAUUCAAUCUCAUUUGCCACGGGUCUCAUACAUAUACAGAGAAGUCAAACCCGAUGGAUGGGGGGAACUUUGAUUUACCCAGUGUCAUUGGAAAUUCCAGCCAGCACUCAUGAUUACACUAUUCGUCGCCGUUGUUUCGAUCGUUGCGAGCUACCUCCUCUUGCGCACCUCUAAGUUGAAGGCUCCAUAUCCACCAGGUCCGAAAGGGUUGCCGUUUUUAGGGAAUAUCUUCCAGAUCCCAGGGUCCAGACAGUGGCUCAAGUUCUCUGAAUGGGCCAAAGAAUAUGGCCCCAUACUUCAUCUGACAGUCGGACCACAACAUAUCGUCGUUCUGAACAGUCCAGACGUAGUCGAAGAACUGUUUAUCGACAAGAACAAGCUUUUCUCCGACAGGCUUGCGCCAUACGUAGCUGCGGAUAUUGUGAGCGAUGGGCAGAGGAUUAUAUAUCUUCAAAACGAUUCUGCGGAGUUUAAGACAUUGCAUAAAGUACAUCAUCAAGCAUUGAGUAGCUCGGCGUCCAGAGCUUAUCGGCCAAUGCAAGAACUCGAAGCUACUGUUCUGCUAUACGACUUGUUAUGCGAUAGUGAAAAUAAGAAGGGCUUGGUGGCACGAGGCGACCCUCGUUGGAUGUCUCACGUUCAAAGAUUCGCUCUUAGCGUCGCAAGGUACAUCAUAUACGGUGAACCUGCCAAAAACAUGGAUGAUCCUGGGAUAGCAGCUAUCUGGGACACUGUUGCAGACAUAACUACCAUCUCGUUGCCAGGAGCUUUUUUAGCCGAUACGUUUUCCUUCCUGCGCAUGCUUCCAGAUGUCGUGUCACCGUGGCGGAUCAAGGCUAAGAAAAUGCAACAAAAACAUUUUGACCAUUACGUGUCCUAUGUGGACGGUGUCCGUAACGAUCUACGGAACAACAUCACAAGACCUCCGAACAUUGUUGGAGACUACUUAGUCGCCCGAGCUGAAGCUGGGGCUGAUAUAGGAAAUCAAAGUGGAGGCGCUUCUUGCACGUAUGAGCUUCCUGGGAAGGGCCUCGCAGAAAACGGAUGGAUGCGAGAUAGGAUGUUGGCGAUGGCUGCAUCGUCGAUUUUGGAAGCUGGUUUGGGCACAACGUCCGCGACGAUUUUUACGUUUUUGUUGAUUAUGUUAGGGAAUCGACCGGCGUUGAGGAAGGCUCAAGAAGAGCUCGAUAAUGUCGUUGGUUCAGAUCGGUUACCCACGUUUGAGGAUGAAUCUCAGUUGCCGUAUGUGGUUGCGUGUGUUAAAGAGUCUCUUAGGUGUAAGCCUAUGACACCUCUGGCUAUUCCUCAUGCUGCAGCUGAGGAUACGAUAUACAGAGGAUAUCUCAUCCCCAAAGGUGCUACGGUGUUCGGAAACGUCUGGGCUCUUCAUAUGGACGAAAACCGGUUCUCAAAUCCAGAACAAUUUAUACCCGAGCGGUGGUUGACAGUUGAGGAGGAGCAGAAGGAGGGCCAACCGUUGAAAUAUAAACCUGUUCGUAUCCGGGCUGGACCUGAGAGGGAUAGAGAUAUCUACACGUUCGGCUGGGGUCGCAGAUUCUGUACAGGCAACUACGUUGCAGAGGCUUCGGUAUUCAUCGCUGCUGUUCGGAUCCUGUGGGCUUUUGAUCUCGAGUUGGAUGAAGAUGCGCCGAAUGUGGAUUGGACUAAUGAGGAGAGUUAUUGUGGGGAUUUGGUACCGUUCCCCAACCCUUUCCCGCUUAGGUUCAGGCCUAGGUCUCAGAGACAUGUUGAGGUGAUUAGGGGCGCUCCGGGGUUGGAAGGGUGGCGCUGAGGUAGCGUAGCGUUGGUUCGAAAUUGCUGUUGAAAUUCUGUUGGCUUGGCUUUGUAAUGUAUGUCCGGUA